AUGGGUAUUCCAAUGGAUUUAUACAGGCAAUCCUGUAAAAGGAGGUAUUUGGACUGUCCACAAAUAGUCAAAGACAGACUAUGGAAUGAUAUGCGUCGCUCAACCAAUACGGCUCACUCACUGUCCUCGUAUCCAUUGGGUUGGAAGAUGUGUUUCAGAAGACGCAUUCACGUGAACGCACCACAGUUUUUCUAUAGCUGCAAUGAGUUAUGUUGGAUCGGAGUCAAUGGGACACGGUUGACGAUCUACCAUGGUGAAAGCAGGGGAGACCUAGAACUACCAGAUGCGCAGGUCAGAUGCGUUGGUUGCCAUCAAUUAGAUGACAGUACGAUAUACGUUUAUGUGGGGACCAGUAGGGGUGUUUUCAGAGGUAUUUUAAAUGGAGAUUCAUUCACCUGUCCAAUCUGGAAAGUGAUACCAAUGGGUGGAUGUUUAGCAUUAGAUGCUUCAGAUGCUCCUUCUCACCUUGUUGCGCUUAUGGAAAAUGAUGGUGUUGUAAUUUCAUGUUCUGAAGGUGUAUUUAGAUUAAAGGAACCUGUCAUCAACAACGGAAACGAAUCGUACCCAGCCGUAGAUGUUUCAAGAAAUCAACUGGCAAUAUCUACAUGGCAAGAGAGAUUUGAUACCAAUAAGAAUUUCGACGCUACUCCUUUACUCUUCCCAGAUGAAAGUGUGUUGCAUGUCAAGUGUAUGAAUGACAGUGGCAUUCUCCUGCAUACAAAUCAAAGGCUAGUUGUUAUUCAGCCUAAUCAAUUACAGCCGAUUACCACCAAUGGAUGUACAUGUUUUCACUAUGACGGUCACCAUAUCUACACAGUCGAGCAGCACUUGUACGGCACAUGUUUUACGAUCUACGAAAUGGACGGUAUCGAGGAUAAAUGGUGUCAAGUUGGAUACUAUGAUAUCAGAGCUACGUUUGGCAUAUCAAAAGUACUAGGUAUGAACGUUUCUGGGAGUACAGUAGAACUGUUAAGUGAACGCAAUCAGCUAUACAGGUUUGAAAUCCAGUACACGUGA
This is a messenger RNA of Zygosaccharomyces rouxii, 1017 nucleotides long. It is a transcript of the gene YIG1, whose product is annotated as Yig1p. The record is from RefSeq and is a predicted model, not a curated record. The transcript has a single exon. NCBI's taxonomy places the organism in Eukaryota, Fungi, Ascomycota, Saccharomycetes, Saccharomycetales, Saccharomycetaceae. The coding region runs from base 1 to 1017 and encodes 338 amino acids.